This is a messenger RNA of Hypanus sabinus (Atlantic stingray), 18125 nucleotides long. Its product is annotated as CTD nuclear envelope phosphatase 1-like. The coding region runs from base 246 to 980 and encodes 244 amino acids. The record is from RefSeq and is a predicted model, not a curated record. Lineage: Eukaryota; Metazoa; Chordata; Chondrichthyes; Myliobatiformes; Dasyatidae. Gene Ontology annotation, molecular function: protein serine/threonine phosphatase activity. The transcript has 8 exons.
ACUUCCCCGGGAGGGUGAAGUGAUCUGAGUUCUGCAAGCUGGGAGCGCGCCGCCGCCAGCCAGCCGGUCGGCGAAGACCAGGAGACGUUGCCUUUAAGAGCGAACGCCGCAUCCCUUUAACGGAGCGUAAGGUGAAGAUGGCGAUAGUGGCGGCGUCGCGGUGAUGGGCGAGCAGGCUCCGGACCCGAGCCGGUGUGGAGUGGCCGUCGGCUCUCGGGGCUGAGCUCGCUCCUCGCAUCCGUACCAUGUUCAGCAAGUAUUUCCUGAUGGGCCUCCACAACUUCGUGUGGUUCGCCGUGAAGGUGUGGAGCGUGUGUGUGGAGGCGGCGCGGAGGCAACUCCGCUCGAUAAUCCAAUACCAGACAGUGCGCUAUGACAUUUUGCCUCUAUCUCCUCUUUCCCGCAUCAGAAUAAAUCAAAUGAAAAGGAAGAUUCUGGUUUUGGAUUUAGAUGAAACAUUAAUACAUUCGCAUCAUGAUGGAGUCUUGAAGCCAACAGUGAGGCCAGGUACACCGCCAGACUUCAUGCUGAAGGUUCUUGUUGAUAGACAACCAAUCAGAUUUUUUGUACAUAAAAGGCCUCAUGUGGACUUCUUUCUAGAAGUGGCCAGCCAAUGGUACGAGUUGGUGAUUUUCACUGCUAGUAUGGAGAUUUAUGGUGCGGCUGUAGCAGACAAACUAGACAACAACAAGAAAAUAUUAAACCGACGCUACUACAGACAACAUUGUACACUUGAAUUGGGCAGCUAUGUGAAAGAUCUUGCAGCCAUUCACAACGACCUCUCCAGCAUUGUAAUAUUAGAUAAUUCACCAAGUGCAUACAGAGGGCAUCCAGAUAAUGCUAUUCCUAUCAAAUCCUGGUUCAGUGAUCCUGGAGAUACAGCUUUAUUAAACCUUUUACCUAUGCUUGAUGCAUUAAGGUUCACGUCAGAUGUCCGGUCCGUCCUCAGUCGGAAUUUGCAUCAACACAGGCUAUGGUGACAUUGAAUAAGGUUUCUGCUUAUGGUCACUUGAGGCAUUCCUUGUUAUGCCCUUUAUGAUUUGAGCGUGGCAAAAACUGCACUCCAGGGAGGGGAUCUGAGUUUGCAUGAAGUGAAACAACCUCAGUGGAACAGUCAAGACAACCUGGUUUACUUCUGUGUCAUCAGAUCUAUGUGUGAAUUUUGCACUUGUUAAAUUCAAUGGUGAAAUGGUGCAUCAUAUGAUACAUUGUAUCUUUCGUUUAUAAAAAUGAUAUUUUUGAGCUCAGUUCUGCUCUGGUUGGUAAUUUUUUUUUCUCUUUUAAAGACUAUUCUGCCUUUUAGGAUUAGAUAAUGUUUUUAAAGAAAGUACAAAUGAAUUUCACUCCAAAAGAAACAAGGUGUUCAGGCUGCUGCUUCUUUAAAGAGGAAGCAGUUUCACUGUCAUUCUUCUCCGUCCUUCUAUGUGAUGCCAAUUUUCACUGAAAUUUGACUAGGAAAAGCAAUCCUAAUCCUGACCCUGUUAAUGGUGCUAAACCACAAAUCUAAAUCAAGGUAUGGUUUGCAUUUAGAUUUAUUUUUCAGCUGGUCCCUAAUCUGAAUAAUUGUCAAUGCUGCUUUUAUCAAAAGUAUUAAUAAUUUCAUAUCAAAUGAAUAAAAUCUCAUCUAUAGUACAAUUGUGGAUGAUUUGUAUCAUAUUUAUGGCCUUCAGGGGCACAGAUUAAUUAUAAUAUACUUAAAAUUUAUUUUUCAGUAAUUAAUGACAGUGGUAGUUUUCCUUAAACUUGUAUUUGAGGGAGAUGGGAGUAACAAGUGAAGGCGGGAUCUGUUGUCAAUUGAAUGUUUAGCUGACAUUCAUUGUCUUGGGUUGCACAAAGUAUUGUUCAUUGAAGGAAUCUUGUAGAGAAUAUUGGAAUUUGAACUAAUUUGUUUUACUGCAAUCACAUUGUAAAGCACUUUACUCCAAGUAAAAUUGUACAGCUGGUAAGAACCCUCUUUGUCAGGUAACAAACUCUCCAUUCAGAUAGCGUUGUAAAUGCCCUUGAUUCCCUUGCUUUUGUAUGUCAGUGUCUUGUAAAUCCAAUCAGAAAAGCUUCACGUCUAGCGGUGGGUAAAGUGAUAACAGAUACAUGUAGCAAAGGAACACAAAGUGCUUCAAGUCAGUAAGGGCAAAGACUUUUGACGGCUGAAGACAGGAAUCAAUAAUGUAUUCAUUGCACUCUGACUUCAAUGUUUUUAUACAUGUAUAUAAAUGCAUAGAACUUCUAGUUCACGAAGUAGCCUUUUGAUUUUAUAUGCCACUGUUGGUGAUAGUCCCAUCCCAGGUUGAUAGUAUUGACCUUUGGCCUAAGGCGGUUCCUGGGGGUAAGGAGUUAAUCUGGUUUUGGUAUAAUAGGCUGAACCCAGGAAAGGCUGAGAUCACAUAAAUGUUGUAUGCUGGCUGGUUUAAAGGUUUUGUUCCUUCCUGGUCAAUGUUUGGUGCUGGAUAUGAUGAAUUAUUUUGUACUUGUCUCUGAGAUUGAAGCUGUGAGAAAUGAGGGAUUUACAAUAGUUAUCUAGCCUUUCAUUACUAAACAAUUCAAACUGCAAAUGUGACAAAUGCCAAAAUUAAAGUAGAAAAUGCUGGACACACUGAACAGGUUAACAAGCAUCUGGGAAAAGAGGAAUAGAGUUAAUUUUUCCUGUUGGCAACCCCUUUUUCUAAGACUUGAACCAUUAACUUUUGUUUCUUUUUCUAUAGGUGCUGCCUAGCCUAGUGGGUGUUUCCAGCAUUUUCAUAUGGCCUUUCGUUGAGUUUAAUCCUUUGUGCAUGAAUUGUGUCCCAGAGCACAAAAGUGCAUUUUCCCUCAACAUCAUUUAUCAACUACUGUAUAUUUUCAAUACACAACAAGAGAAAAUCUGCAGAUGCUGGAAAUGCAAGCAACACACACAAAAUGCUGGUAUUUGCCCAUGCAAGCAGAACAAGUGCUACACCUGCCCCUAUACCUCCUCCCCCACUACCAUUCAAGGCUCCAAACAGUUCAUCCAGAUGAGGCAACACUUCACCUGUGAGUCUGCUGGGGUUAUAUACUGUGUCUGGUGCUCCAGGUGUGGCCUCCUGUAUAUCAGUGAGACCCGGCGUAGAUUGGGAGACCCACCUGCACUCCGUUUGCCAGAAGAAAUGGGACCUCCCAGUGGCCACCCAUUUUAAUUCCACUUCCCAUUCCAAUAUGUCAAUUCAGAGCCUCCUCAACUGUCGCGAUGAGGCCACACUCAGAUUGGAGGAACACCUUGUAUUCUGUCUGGGUAGCAUCCAACCUGAUGGCAUGAAUGUUGAUUUCUGGAACUUCCAGUAAUGGCUCAUCCCAGUCUCCUUCACCAUUCCCCAUCCCCUUUUCCCUCUCACCUUAUUUCCUUGCCUGCGCAUCACCUCUAUCUGGUGAUCCUCCCUCCAUUUCUUUCUUUUAUGGCCUUCUGUUCUCUCCUAUGGGCUCCCACUUCUCUCGCUCUGUAUCUUCCACCAAUAAAUUUCCCAGCUCUUUACUUCAUCCGUCCCCCUUCUGGUUUCACCUAUCACCUUGUGUUUCUCUCUCCCCUCCCCCCCCCACCUUUUAAAUCUACUCUCAUCUUUUUUUCUCCAGUCCUUCUGAAGGGUCUUGGCCCAAAACGUUGACUGUACUCUUUUCCAUUGAUGCUGCCUGGCCUGAUGAGUUCCUCCAGCAUUUUGUGUGUGUUGCUAUGUUUUCAACAAUUUAAUUUGCUCAGGCUUUCAAAACUGGGAGUAAUUUGUGCACCUUUUGAAAAGACAUCAGUCAUUAGAUUUUUCAGUGACAUUUUUGAUUUUUUUUUUUGGAAUUUUAAGCUGCAUUUCAUAAAGGGUAUUUUAAAAAGAUCCAUUUUCAGGGUGUGAUAGCAAUUCCAAAGCCAGAAUGCAUCUUAUACUUACGUGCUUUUAUAAUCAAAAUUCUUUUUACCAUCUGUACUUUCUGGAUUUAAUUUUAAACCGCACAGGUGGCAUUCAGAACUGGUGAUGGAGGGUUGUGGGUGCAAAGGGGAAGUGGCACUGUAAUGGGUUUGACCAACUGCAGUUUCAGGCACAAGAAUAAUCUUGAGUUUUUGAAAAUACCUUUCAGGGUUUGACGUGAUUAAUGUCCAAGCCCACAAAAAACAGUAGUCAGUGUCGGAAAGGGGGCUAGAAUACAAUUUGCUUUAUUAAGUGAGGCAUUGCAGCUGGCUCUACAAGGAAGCUUUGAAUCUUCCUUGCUAUUUCCCAUCCCUCUUCGUAGACCACAGUGCUCCACAGGAGUUGUUUUUACCUUGCACAACCGAGCAGCAUUUUUCUGCUUUCUGUUAGUAACUGCAUAAUUUUAGUUGGCAUAUUAAUUGCAAAUGAGGCUUGAUUGAUUAAAAUCUACUAAAUUGGCCUUUUGCAUGUGCCAGAUUGCAUUCUUGCCCUAGAGUUAAAUAAGUUCAAAAUAUUAAUAACUGGAUUGAAGUAGUUUAACAUAUUCCAAACUGGAUUGAGGUACUUUGUGCCACAAAUGCUCGAAUGGGAGGAUGCUAUGUAAAUACAGGAGUCUUCAGGGGAUGAAUCUGCAUCCAGUGCUUAAGUAGCACCAAAACCGAGAUUCUGUAGUUUUCAAUCCAUUGUAUUGAUCAAUGUAAAUUAGUUAUAUAGGGUGUUUUUAUGUUGGAUUCAAACAGCAGGUGAAUUAGUGCAUUGUUCAAUGUCUCCUAAUUGAUGUGCUACUUUCAGUGUUUUUAAUUCAAAAGCAGCACUGAGCAUGUGGAGCUGUGUAUAGUGACAGUGAAUACUAGCUGUGCUUCAUUGGACUUGAGCCGUACCAAUUUUAUAAAUUGAUUUUGAUAGCUGAAAGUGCUAAUCGUCUUUUUGUAUUUGAGUAUUUAUAAUUGAAGAACAUAGAUGUAACUCUGACCUAAAUCAGGAUUAAAGAGCAGCUCUGCAAUCUUGCACAAUUAACAGAACACUUUGUAUGAAUUGCCAUUGAGCACCAUUUGACCAUUCAGGAGCAAUAUACAUCCAAAGCCCAAUGAUAGCCCAAAACAUGGUCUGAAAGAGAUUUGCCAUCUUAGAAUAUCACUUUAAUAGGUGCCAGCAUUUAUAGAAGUUUAGCUCCAUCUCUUUAAACCAUCAGGAUUCAAUUCCUAGGGCUGUGCACUUGGCUGGGUGGAUUCUUGAGGAGUCAAUCUACUUUUAAUAAUGACUUUCCAAGGAUCCAUUAAAACAUUUCUUAAGUGAGAUUAAGACUUAAUUGAAUUAGAGGCUCAAGUGCCUCUAGUCUGUAUCUCUUUGUGGUAAUGUUUCCCCAGAUAAGAUUAAGUGGGUAAAUGCAUAGUCUGCAUCGGUAUUUCCACACACCAGGAAUAGCACCCAUUCAGGCUGAUCCUAGUCAGAGGUGCUUUAAUUUUACCUUCAUCAGCACUGGUGUUGGAAAGGGAGAAUGGUCCAGAUCCUGAUGAUUCAUUUUGUGGAUGGUGCACACUUGGAUGGAUAUUGAGGUUGUGGUUCAUUAUUGUUCCUCCUUAACUCAUUUGAAAGUUAGUUGCUGGCACCUGUAAAUACUAACUGUAAUAAAAGUGAAAGAUGAGGCUAAUGGAUGUAGGGUAGGUAGGAUGGAGCUUGACUUUCUCAUAAAGCUCCCCUGAUGCUAGCAAGCUAAUGUAUUGUCUGCCACUAAUGUUACCAGUUGACAGUUGGAAAAAUGAAUUGGCUGUAGAUGGUACUCAAAGUGCAUGUAUCAUUGUUUUUUAAAAAGUUUAAUAAUUUGAGUGAAUCUAAAGCUGUAACUUGUAUUUUCCAUUGACAAUUCACUUUCUUUGUAUAAGAAGUAUAGUAAACAUUUCUAUGCUGGAACGGUAUUGUAGAUAAAACUUAAAUUAUUUCUAUUAGUAACUUUGAAAAUUCAUUGCAGGACUCAACCUUGUUCCAGUAACAUUUGAAAUUUGUAUUGCAAAGAAAAAUGGAGAUGCCAGUAAAUGUAUGAGCUCUCAAUAUCCCCGCUCUCCCAUUUCUUCUGAUGAAAUAAGGAAAUGUAUCUGAACUUGUUUUAGCACUUUAGUCCCAUGUCAUAAAGUUUUGUACCCUGACAUUUUUGGAAUGUGUGACCUCUUCUGGAAUCCCCUUCUUUCCCCACUCUCUGUUACGGUUUAACUACACUUUGUUUUCCAUUAAUCACUAAGGAUGAACCAAAGAAAUGAAGAUCUUUUUGUACAGUUGAGAUUUUAAAAGAUCUGUUGUAUUAAUUCCAAACUGGAUAUUGAAAACCUCCAUAUAAUAAGAACCUCCAUUUUGUACUAAGCCACUGAUUAGUUGUGUAACUUUCAUUUUCUUAUUGUGGUCUGAGAAACAGUUUUUGCUUUCUGAUUAGCUUUAACUGAAUGAUAACACCAUUUAGCUGCCAAGAAUGUUAAUGAAACAAAUGCUGGCACUGCAUAGUAAGUAAAUGGUUAGGCCUUGUCAAAAAUGAAAUAUAUUUUUUAGCAAUUAAGUCGAGAGCAAAGAGAUUACUUGAAACAUUGGUGGAAAACACUUGUGGAUGAAAUUGCAACACUUUGCUGCUUUUUAUUUCAAAAUGUCCUACUCUUGCUUCAGUAAGUAAUCUUUUUUCCUUUAAAAAAAAUUAAAAUAAUGAAAAUAGAUUAUCAGAUGGGUUAUGUACAAUGCAACUUAUCCAGCCUUCUGCACUUUGUCUCUUACAAGCCCUAAUCUUAAGUAAUUGACUUCCCUAAUGCAAUAUCAAAAUUCCAGCCUUCUUUUGAUUCUACUUUGGUCUUUAUUUCCUUAACUUUUUAAAUCCUUCAGCUAAAUUUCACUGAGUGUUCUUCUCAACUUGCCUUAUUUGUCUUACUCCUUUCAUCAUGUUCUUGAGCGAUUUGUGUGCCACCUGAGAAGACCAUUCUUUGUACAGCUCUCCACUUUGUGAUACCUCUGGUUUCUGUACCUUUUAACACUUGUGUCUUCCUGGCUCCAUUUCUCCUUUGGAACGUUAGUUUUGCAUGCUCCAUAAUGUCAAAUAGUGCUACGAGAUGUAGGUUGUAAAUGAUCUUAACUUGUUCCUGAAGAAGUAUUAAUCUUCAAAGGGUGGGAUUGUCACACUCAAGUUGACAGUCAACCAUAUCAGAUGAAAUGAGGUGGAAAUUUGUAGUUGAAUUAUAAUCUGGCAAGGCACUGUAGCACAAACCUCUGUUCAAAUCCGACAAUCUUGCAGGUAGACCAGAGCAACACAUUUCAGGUUUGUCAUUGGUGAGCACAUCACCGAUAAGUGUGCACUUUUUCUUAUAGGAUAAUAACACCAGUAUGUUCAAGCCUGAUUAAAAUAAUAAAUAUGGACAUACAAAAGCCCAUGGUCUGAAGUGCUCGUGUUGCAUAUGGACUCUUCUUCUGUGGCUCACACUCUGUUUAUAUUGAGAUUUGAAGCUAGACAAGUUUUUGUAUCACUUUACAUGCAAAGAGUGCAAAAUAUUUUUGUAUGUUUAAACAUGACCUAAUCAUGCUGAUAGCUAUUAAAGGCCAUUGGCUGGAUAUUAAUACCUUUGUUAUUACUUGAUGAAUGGAGGCAGUGUUUUUUAAAUGAUGUAUUUUGAAAUUUAUUUACAAAUGCCAAAACCCAAACAAAGUUGGAUCUUCAAGAGAAGAAUAAAUGAAAAAAAAACUGAACUAACUCUUCUCUGUCAUAUUUUAUAUUGUAGUGUACAUUGCUAAUUAAAUAUGUAUUUUGGAGCAAAGUGAAUCUUGGUUACUGCUGAGAUAACCUGGUAUACUUCCCCUGAACACUAGAAUAUCACCAAACCAUAUUUGUGGUGAUCAAGCAAUGAUUGUCAGUGCAGGGCACCUUAAUUAUGUUCUACGAUAAUGAAGUCUCUGUUGGCUCCAUAGGUGAUGGGUUUUUGACCAGCCAAAAAUGGAUCACAUUCUCAAUACAUUUAGGACAUAAGUCAACUGCUGUACCCACUGUAAGGAAGGAUAAUCACUGGAUUUUGAGAUAAGUCCUUUCAUUGUUAAUAUGAAAGAGAACACAAGUUUUGAUGGGCAUAUAAUCUCAUUAAUCUUUUAGGACCACAUACUAUUUAAUGUUGAAAGGUUUGCAUUCAGUGAGAGUUAAGGUAACUUUCUACUAAAAAUAGAAAUUAUAAGUGAUAGAUUUGAAGGAAAUAUGAAUUUGCCAUUUUAAUUUUUGAAAAGUAGAUCUGAAUAUAGAGUUGGAGGAUUUGCACUUAAAGUCACUUAUCACAUCCUAAGAUAAUAAGCUCUAGGCCCAUAAAUUGCACAAGCAGGAAUGUGAAAUAAGACUAUCUUCUGCAGAUAUCAAGAUUAGUCAAACCAGCAACAUUCUGAUUUUUGCCUGAUCAGGCAAUGCAUUUAGUCAUGAGAGAAUAUCUUACUGCUUUCCUCUAACACUGAUAAUGUGGUUAUUACCCCAUUGUCAAUAUUUGGGGGUUACUUUUGAUCAAAUAUUGAAGUUAGCUGACUACAUCAAUGUCCUGAUUUUUUUUCUCUCUCUAUAGGCAGUGGAAAACUAUUGAACCUAGGGCAAAUACAUUCAGGAUCAAUAAGUUUAAAAGAAAUCUGGAAAGUGCUUGCUGUUCCUUCUAAACAUGUUGAGGAUGCAGAUAGUAGGUCCACUUUCCAAGGGGAAGUCACAAUUACGACUUAUGCAGUGAGGUUUGUGUUCAAUUUAUUAAACUGUCAAUAAACCUAAAGAAAACGUAUUUCUUGUUGCAAGAAAAAUUAUAAAAGACCAUAAGACAUAGGAGCAGUUAGUCCAUUUGGCCCAUCAUGGCUGAUCCAUUUUUCCUCUCACCCCCAAUCUUCUGCCUUCACCCUGUAUCCCUUCAUGCCCUGACUAAUCAAGAAUCUAUCAAACUCCACCUUAAAUGUUGAAUCUUUGUGGGUUGAGUUAAGAAACGGCAAGGGUAAAAGAACCUUGAAAGAAGUUAUAUACAGGCCUCCCAACAGUAGCUGGGAUGUAGACCACAAAUUGCAACCAGAAAUAGAAAAGGUGUGUCAAAAAAGCAAAGUUGUGAUAGCCAUGGGAGAUUUUAACAUUCAGGUCAAUUGGGAAAAUCAGGUUGGUAAUGGAUCUCAAGAGAAUGAGUUUGUUGAAUGCCUACUAGAUGGCUUUUUAGAGCAAUUUGUUGUAAGCCUACUGGAGGAUCAGCUAUACUGUAUCAAGUGUUAUGUAACUGAACCAGAGGUGAUUAAGGAGCUUAAGGUAAAAGCUCUUGGGAGCUAGUGCUCACAAUAUGAUUGAGUUCAAUUUGGAUAUUGAUAGGGAGAAUGUAAAGUCUGAAGUAGUUGUAUUUCAGCAAAGUAAAGAAAAUUACAGUGGUAUGAGAGAGGAGUCGGCCAAAGUAAAUUGGAAGGAGCUGCUGGCAGGGAUGACAGCAGAGCAGCAAUGGUGUGAGUUUCUGGGGGUGGGGGGAAUGAGGAAGGUUCAGGAUAGAUGUAUUCCAAAAAUAAAUAAUUAAAUGCCAAAAUAAUACAUCUAUAGCUGACAAGGGGUUCAAAGCUAACAAAAGAGAGGGCAUACAAUAAAGCAAAAAUUAGCAGGAAGAUACAGGAUUGGGAAGCUUUAAAACACCUACAGAGGGCAACUAAAAGAAUCAUUAGAAGGGAAAAGAUGAAAUAUGAAAGCAACUAGCAAACAAUAUCAAAUAUAAAAGCUUUUUCAAGUAUGUAAAAAAAAAACAAACAAACAUGAGAGUGGAUACAGGACCGCUAGAAAAUGAGACUGGAGAAAUAAUAAUGGAGGACAAGGGGGUGACAGAUGAAAUAAAUCAGUAUUUUGCAUCAGUCUUUACUGUGGAAGAUGCUAGCAAUUUGUAAUUAUCAGCUAGUGACCCUUGUGUCAGUGGUAGGGAAGAUGCUGAAUGUGUAAGUGCAUUUGGAAAGGAAUAGCCCACUUAAGGACAGUCAGCAUAGCUUUGUGCAGGGUAAGUCAUGUCUUAAAAACUUGAUCAAGCUUUUUGAGGAAGUGACAAAGGAGAUUGUUGAGGGUAAGUUAGUAGGCAUUAUCUACAUGGACUUUAGCAAGGCUUUUAAUAAGGUACCUUCAUGGUAGGUUGAUUCACAAGAUAAAUACCCAUGGCAUCCACAAUGGAUUGAAAGUUUGGAUUCAGAAUUGUCUUUCCCAUAGAAGACAAAGUAAGAGUAGAAGGUUGUUAUUCUGGCUGGAGAUCUGUGACCAGUGGUGUUCCACAAGGAUCUGUGCUGGAACAUGUGCUUUUGAUGUCUGAGGCCUCUGAUGUUCGGGGUCGACCAUGGAUGUUGCAUCCUAGCUGUCUCGAUGUGCAAAGCCAGGACAGUAUGACGUGGAGAACAAGCUGUUGCCCAUGUAGCAAGCUCCCCUCUCUAUGCAUCUGAUGAACCCAAAGGAAUGGCAGAGACUGACACAGUUUGGCAACACUAGCAUUGCAGGAGUUGCCAGUCAGGGUUGAACUCAACAUAGGACCUCUGUAGGAAUUUUUCCCUCAGGGUUUAGUCCCAAAGCCUUCCCCAUAAGUGGCAGAGGAGGCUUGAGAUAAGAUAAUUCUUGAUGAAUUGCCAACCAUGGCUGAUGACCCUCAUCUACCCAAAACAACUGGCUUUAAGGUGCCAGUAGCUCACUUUUGCCUCUUCUGUCAGUAGAAAUGGUUCUGCCAUGCUUAGUAGCCUAGCCACACAUGAAGGCCAAGAGCUAGAUUUGGUUGUCAGAGGCUGUUUGAGAUACAUGCCAUUGGGAUCAUUUAAUAGGUAAUGGGAGCUUACAGUAUCCUCAUUAACACCUUAAACUAUAACAAACCUAAGGGUAUAAAUGAUUUGGAUGAAAAUGUAGAAGAGUGGAUUAGCAAACUUGCAGGUGAUGCCAAUGUUGGUGGUCUUGCAGACAGUGUAAAGGACUAUCCGAGAGCACAGCAGGAUAUAGACACUGGCAGAGAAGUGGCAGGUAACAUUUAAUCCAGACAAGUGUGUGAUGUUGUGCUUUGGAAAGUCAAAUGAAUGGAAAAAGUAUACAGUUAAUGUUAGACCCUUUUACUAGCUUUGAGGUACAGAAGAAUCUUGGUGUCCAGGUCCAUAGUUCACUGAUAGUGGAUAAAGUAGCAAAGAAGGCGUAUGGCAUGCUUGCCUUCAUUAAGAGUAAGUAAAGCCUCAGCUAUGAAAAUUUUGGUUAAACCAUACUUGGAGUACAGUUUGUGUUCUGGCUGCGCCGUUACUACAGGGGUGUGGAAUGGGUACAGAAAAGAUUUAUCAGGAUUCUGCCUGGAUUAGAGAGAGAGUGAGCUAUAAGGAAAGGUUGGACAAACUUGGGUUAGUCUCCCUAGACUGUUGGAGGUGAGGGGAGAUGUCAAUAAAAGUUUUUUUAAAUCAUGAGCGCAUAGAUAGGGUUGUUACUUUUUGUGCCGGGUGGCAUUUUUGCCAUUUCUGUAGCAUCUGGCUGCCUUUUACAGGUCCGAGUUGCUAGCUGCGAGUGCAGAUGGAAAGAGUGUAAGGAGCCAACUGGACUUGAACUCGGGACUAUUUGGCUCCGUUCAAUGCUGAUACCACUAUACCACUGGCCAGCCUACAGAUAGGUGGUGGUCAGAAUCUUUUCCUCAGGCUAGAAAUUCAGCCCUUCUUGUAGUGUAAUCCAGGCCCUGCCCAUGCUCCACUGCAUAGUUCUGUAUGUGGAUAUUGCCCAAGUACAUGUCAAAUUUCCUCUUGCAAUCUGGUUCUACUGCUCCCCUCCCCUAUACUGACCUCCUAAGUGGUGUGUGCCAGUUCUACGAAAACUUUUAGGUUUAUAUUUGAACAUCUGGCUAGAUUAGCAAGACUUUUGUUGAAACACCAUGCAAAGGACUUCAUUAGCCAACUCAAAAUAUACAUCAUUUCCUAAUGUGGGAAAAGCAACAUAAAUCAGGUAAUUGGAUUGCUGCCAUUUGUAAAUGAAGUCCUGCGCGAAUCUCAAAAGGUAAGCACUGAGUUUCGGGGGGCGUUCAGAAGCAGUUUCGACAGCGUGUGAGUGUGAAGGACUUGUGCCUAAAGCAAAUGCUGCGACAAUUCAGCUUAAGGUGAUAACUUAAUCUGCCAAGCUUGAAUAAUAUUCUCCAAACUACAACGAAGUCAGGAGAACCAAUGAUGCAAAUGUAUGUCGCAGAGGAUGAUUAUGUUCAACAUAAGAAUCCAUUUAAUUGAGCAGAAUAAAUAAAUUACUGCAGAUUUGGUCAUGGAAAUAGUGGAAGUCAAUAGGUUAGUAUUUAAAAUAAUACACAAUGCAGAAAAGAGGAACUCUUAAUUAUUGCUCAGUUGAGUAUCAAACACUGAACAAGCCUGAAAAGCUUCACUGUAGUAUCUGACAGCUGAAGAGGGCAUUGUGGAGAUUCGACAGGAUAUUAUCUAGACUGGAGAUCCUUGGUUAUGCGGAGAGACUGAAUAGGUGUAGUUUGUCUUCCCUAGACUGAAGGAAGCUGAGGGCCAAUCCAAAGGAGUUGUAUAAAAUUAUGAGAGGCAUAGACGGAAUAGUUGGUAAGAAUCUACUUCCCAUGGUGGGAGCAUCAAAAAGAUAAAGAUACUUUAUUGAUCCUAAAGGAAAUUACAGUGUCACAGUAGCAUUAGAAGUGCACAGAUACACAAAUAUUAGAAGAGAUGUAAGAAAGAAUGAAAAAUAAGUUAGCACAAACUGCUUAGGAGGUAGUUAUCACCUCCCCGGCUACAGGUUGACUCAUUAUAGAGCCUAAUGGCUAAGGGUAAGAAUGACCUCAUGUAGCACUCUUCGGAGCAACGCGGUUGACUUAGUCUGUUACUGAAAGUGCUUCUCUAUUCAGCCAAGGUGGCAUGCAGAGGGUGAGAAACAUUGUCCAGAAUUGCCAGGAUUUUUGGUAGUGUCCUUUGUUGUACCACAGCCUCUAGUGUGUCCAGUUUGUCUCCUGUAACAAAGCCAGCCUUUCUAAUCAGUUUAUUGAGCCUGCUGGCAUCACCCAUGUUGAUGCCAUUGCCCCAGCACACCACUGCAUAGAAGAUUGUACUGGCAACAACAGACUGGUAGAACAUGUGAAGGAGAGGCCUGCAUACUCCAAAGGCCCUCAGUCUCCUCAGGAAGUAGAGGUCACUCUGGCCCUUCUUAUGCACAGCAGCUGCAUUGGUUCUCCAUUCAGGUUUGUCAUCCAGGUGCACCCCCAGGUACUUGUAGGUCCUCACCACAUCCACGUCCUCAACAGCAACAGGCUUAGUCUUCCUAAAGUCCAUCACCAUCUCCUUGAAUGGCAGAUGGUUCAGCUUGCACCAUUUGAUUGAAAAAAAAACAAGUGAGCAAAGAUUUAAAGUGAGAAGGAGGAGGUCUAGAAGAAAUCAGAGGGGAAAAUCUUCACACACAUAGUGCUUGAUACCUAGAACACUGCCUGGGAACUAGUUCACUCUUCCUGCUCUGUUACAGGAGUAUACUAUAGGUUCAGCCAUGCUGAAUUCAGAAGUUUAAAUUUAUUUGGUUUAAAAUACACAUGUCUGCUAGAGAUAGUAUUUGGUUUUGUACUAAUUCCCUAUAAUUCUUUCCUUUAGCCUACCAGAAAUUGUUGGAAGAACAGUCACUGAAGCACACUGUUGAGAGGAAUGACCUCUAACUUGCUGAGUCCCUAUACACUUCUAUCUCCCAUAAAAAAGGACUUAAAGCUCUCCACUGCUUUCUCAACAAAAGACCCUACCAGUUCCCCGCCACCGUCACCCUCCUCUAUCUGGAAGGAUGGUCCUCGCCCUCAAUAAUCUCUCUUUUGGCUCCUCCUACUUUUUCCAAACUCAAGGGGUAGCCAUGGGUGUAUUUUGGGAAACCAGAAUACUCAGGGGAAACACACUGUCACCAGGAGAACAUGCAAACUCCACACAGGCAGCUCCAGAGGUCAGGGUUGAACCCAAUUGCUGGAAUUGUCUACAAGUUGGUGUAACUGGGGCAUCCAAAUGAUAAGAAAAAUGUUUGAAUAACAUGAAGUAAUUAUGUUUUAAAUUACUGCAUUGCGUAUUUUUGUGACUUUGACACAGAGCACAGAACCAUUUAACUUGGGAGAAUUGUAUUUCUGUAAGUACUCCACUAAAUGUGAAUCUUGUAGAGCAAAGAAUCUUAAAUUGUCACUGACAUUCAAAAACUUUUAAAAACUCUUAAAAGUUAAAUAAAGAAUUAAUUAAAUUGAUUAUUUUUAAGCUUAAAAAUGUGUCAAAAGUUAUGAAUGUUAAUCUGUCUCCGAGAGAUUUCUGUGCUUUGUUCUAUUAAAAGCUGCCUAGUGAACUAAUGUAAAUUGGAAAGUCACUUGCAUGAGUUCCCAACGUAGGGUCCAUGGACCCUUGCUUAAUGGCAUAAAAGAGUUUGGGAACUCCUGCACUACAGUGAAUUAUUGAUAUAUAUAUUUUUAUCAUAUUUCUUCCAUGUGCUUCUUGCUGUGUGAACUGUGUGAAAGCAAGUUAUUGGAUCUGAAUUUCCCUACAAGGAAGAGUAUUGGCAGCAGAUGGACUCCUGGCUCGCUCAGCAGGGAAAUAUUGGCUUGUUUGUGGACAGAGGGCCAGCAGGACUGCACUUGAAUACAGAAGCAUGAACUCGAUAGGCUGUGUGGUGUCUUUCCAUACUGUAAGCUUUCUAGGAUUCCCUAACACUGGGAUUAAAUCUUUCAUGUAGGACCACACUUAUGAAGAAUGUCUUUCAAGUGCCAUUUUAAGACUCCUUGAAGUGUAACUCCGACUUAAAAGACUUUUUACGUCUGAUAGGUCUGUCGUUGGUUGAGAUUGCAGUGAACCAGUGUUAGUUUCUCCGUUCAUUAGUUAAAACACAAACAUCUUGACAGUGGAAUUGUACAUACACAGCAAUCUAAACAAUGCAUGGGGAUUAGCUAAGACCAGGACUACAAGAUGUGGGAUUCAUGUCCUCUUAUGCCUUACCCUGGCAGAAAAGAUUUGUCAAAAAUACACCUUAAAGCAGCAAGGAAGCUGUUUACAUUUGGGAAAAUAUGCUGAGACAGAACCAAUAGGAUCCAUCACCAUCGCUGCAUCUGUGGGACUAUGUAUAGAACAGUUGGCAAACUUUGAUGGAGUGAACCCUAACAGCAGCCAUUAAUGUGUUGUAUAACAGUGUGCAUGAAGCCGAGGGAAAAGCCAGGGGAACGUGGUGGUCCUUGGUCCUGGUGGAAUCCCACGCUGCAAGUCACCUCGUGCCACAAUACAGGACAAUUGGUGAGGCAAGCUGCUUUGAUGGUCAUAAAGCUGAAAGGUCAGAAACAGUUGUGGAGUGGGGAAAUGCUUGGGUAAGUAUUUUUGACAAGUGGAACAUGACCCUCUACUUUGAUCAAAGCUUUUAUUUAUAUGAGGAAAGAGACUCCUUAGUUUUUUCAGUAUGAGAUAAAGUUAUUGUGACUACUCAACAAAGAUUGUAGAUUGCAACUUUGAGACCUAACUUAGGAAGGGCGAAAAUGAUCAUUGCACAAAUAAUGAUGUUUUUAGCCAUGUGACUUAUGCAGGAUAAUGUCAAAUGUAGAAUAAAUAGCUCACAGAUGUGCUGGGUCCAGGUUCUCAAUGGGAACCAUUUCACCCAGAAAUGAUCUCUUGUAUGAUCUACCCUGGAUUAAAUCACAUUUAUGCAUGAUGUACACAUUCAAAACAGACACUCAUUGAAUCAUUUUCUAUGUGGGUAAGUCGAUGAUCAGCUUUACUGAAGCUGCUCCUACAAAUACCACCAAGAAAUGAAGAGUUGGUAUUUUAAAUCCAGCUGCUAAAGUGACUAAAAUAGCAUCUUGAGGAAAGAUGUAAAUAUUUGUGAUGUAAAUUUUGUUUUAAGUGGUGUUCUGUUUCGAUAGUAAGUUUGUUAGUUUCUGUGACAAGUGUGUUAAUAGUUAUGGACAAAGUACAAUGAUCUAAGUUGCAUAAGACAAGCUUGUGAGGUUGGAUCCUGUUUAACUGUUCUAUAUUUAAAGGUAGACAGAAUAAGCUUCCAUUAAAUGCAAUAUUAUACUUUGCAUACUCCUACUGAGCCGCUAAUACGUUACAGUAACAAGGGACACUCCUUCCCUUUAUUGAAAAGUGCUGAUAGGAAGGUUGUGAAGGACAUUAAUAGAAUCCAAGCUUGAUAGUUCUAUAAGCUCAAUUUACAACCUGUCAUGGAAAUGUGAAGCCUUUGUUGACAAACCCUGAUGUAUUUUAGCUUUAUUUUGUGCCGUUAAUGUGUCUUGCCAAAACUUUGUUUUAAUCAAACCAUUAUGUAAUUUUCUCUAUUACUUCUUUUCAAGGUAAUGGUGCCAUGUGUUAGAUUUAUCUAGUAAAAGUUUGCCUGGGAUCUUCCUGACAAUUCGAGAACACAAAGCUGUCCUGCAUUGUGAUGCAGUGUCCUGCAUUGUGAACCACUAGAUAGAGAGAAUGUCUAUCUAUUUCUAUCUAUUGGCACUUAUGAUCUGAAACACUCCCUGUUGUCUUAACAAUGAUGGAGUUACAAUGAACACAGCAUAGUGGCUAGUGCAACGCUUUACAGUACCAGCCAUCUGAGUUUAGUUCCCGCCGCUGCCUGUAAGGGGUUUGUCCGUUCUCCCGUGACCACGUGGGUUUCCUCUGGGUGCUCCCGUUUCCUCCCACGCUACCAGUUGGGAGAGAAACUGGUCAUUGUAAAUUGUCUCGUGAUUAGGGUAGGGUUAGACCGAGUGUUGCUGGGUGGCAUGGCUUAAAGGACUGAAAAGCCUUACUUGGUGCUGUGUCUGAAUUUAUUUUUUUUUAAUUUGAUGUAUCUAAGCAAGCUACGCCAAUAAGAAGGGAUUUUAAGGUAUAGUGAGAGAAAGUUAUGAAAAGAGGCCCUUCGACUCACCAAAUCUUUACUGAUCACCAGGCAUCCAUUUUUUUCCACUAAUCCUACACUGAUUUUUAAAUUCUUCUCACUCUCCAUCAAAUGCCCUGGGAAUCAAAAGCCUACAUUCCAGGGAUAACUAAUGGUGGCCAUUUAACUUGCCAACCCACACGUUCAGGAUGUGGGAGGAAAUGUAUGCAGAAAGACCAUGCAAAUUCAGCCCAGACAGUGCUGAAGGUCAGGACUGAACCGGUGUGACUGGAAUUGUGAGGCAGCAGAUCUGCCAUCUGUGCCAUUGCUCCACCCAAUAAACAAUAAUAUCCAAAUAAAUUAGAGUGUUGUUCCAUGUCCUUGAUCCCUGACUCUAUGAUGUGUUUUUGCAUUUGCUGCACCAUUAUCUUUGCUGCAAGAAAUUAAUUAUGAGGACUUACAAACUUUUUGACGGAGUUUUGGCUGGUGAUUAUUUCUAAUCUUAUGCUGCUGGAACAUGAAGGAAAACUGUUCUUAUUUUAAUGCAUCAUUAAGAAAUAUAAUAAUAUUAGUCCAAAUUUUGAUGAGGUAAAUCCCUAUUAGAAGUGGUUGAUUGGCUUUAAAAAUUAAGGGAGCACAAAGAAAGCCCAAUUGUUCUUUCUUUUGACCAGCGCAGUAUUAAUUUGAAUAAUGAGUCCUGAUGGUAUUUCAAAGGCAGAGGAGGAGGAGAAGCAAGUUAAUAGUUCAAAGCAAUGCACAGAAAAUGCUGGAGGAACUCAAGUCGGGCAGCAUCUAUGGAAAUGAAUAAACAGUCGGCCUUUUGGGCCGAGACAUUUAUUUGGGACUGCAAAGGAAGAGGCAGAUGCCAGAAUAUAAGGGUGGGGGAAGGGGGUGGAGGCUUGCUUGAAGGUGAUAGGUGAGGCCAGGUGGGUGGGAGAGUUCAAGGGGUGGAGAAGAAGGGAUGUGAUAGAAGAGGAGAGUGGACCAUGGGUGAAAGGGAAGGAGGAGAGGUCCCAGGAGGAGUGAUAGGCAGGUGAGAAGAGGUAAAAGGCCAGAGUGAGGAAAUUGGUGCGGGGAGGGUACUGUACCUGAAGUAGCACAUAACUAAUAUCAUGGUUAUGUAGUACCCCAUACCAAGUAGAUUAAUUCAGUUUCUUUGUAUUGUUCAAGUUGCUAACACUUACUGUAUGUGCAUGCCAAGUUCUGGGUUGCAAAGUGUUUCCAGAUCCCUUCCACCACAGCACUUUGCAGUCUCAAUCCAUUCAAGCAACGGUCUGCUUAAUUACAUUUCCUGCCCAAGUAUUCCCCACAUUUGCCAAGUUUAUGCCCACUCACUUCAUGUCCCUUUGUGGACCCGAUAUCUUCCUCAGAACUCGCUUUCUUGCCUAUCACUGAGGCACCAGAAAAUGAUGAUAUAACAAGUUUGGUCCUUUAUCACA